GCAAGAAUGAUGAACCAUUACAACAUAUUCUCACACCGCCUGCCACGCCAAAGAAAUCUAUCAAAAGGGCAGAAUGUCACGAAAAGAAUGAUCAAGAGGAAGUUCAAUUGCCACAAGAACCACAACCAGUACCAAUAGAAGGCCAGAAUGAUGAACCAUUACAACAUAUUCUCACACCGCCUGCCUCGCCAAAGAAAUCUGUCAAAAGGACAAAAUGCCACGAAAUGAAUGAUCAAGAGGAAGUUCAAUUGCCACAAGAACCACAACCAGUACCAAUAGAAGGCCAGAAUGAUGAACCAUUACAACAUAUUCUCACACCGCCUGCCUCGCCAAAGAAAUCUGUCAAAAGGACAAAAUGCCACGAAAUGAAUGAUCAAGAGGAAGUUCAAUUGCCACAAGAACCACAACCAGUACCAAUAGAAGAAAACACAAGGAAUGACAAUUUAAUCACCAGACAGGCACUCAAUGAACUAUGGCGUUCGAAUAGGACAGAAGAAGUUUUUGCAGAAUGUGAUAAGAUAUGUGCUUUUCUGAUGCAGACGUCAAAGUCUAUUAUUCAUGUAUAUCCAACCUAUGGCGGAAAAAAUAAAGACAACGUAGAAUUUGUAGUACUCACUAACAAGAAACUUCGUCGUCCAAAAAAUAUCAAAUAUGCUCUCCAUAUAAGGAAAGUAAAAGAAUGUUCAGGUGAAAGUAUAGCUAUUAUGCGAAGUGAAAAAUGUAGUCGAAACAGAUAUAGGCUGAAACAAGAGGAGGCAAAAGUUAUCAGGGCAGUCAUUAACAAAAAUGCUAAAGAGCUGAUGUUAAAUCACAAAUAUUUGUCCGUGAUUACCGGGAGUGGAAUACGAUCGAAGAAUUACGGCAGAAAAGUACACCAUAUAAAAUCCGAGCCUUGUAUUGCUAUGUAUGUUUGUAUAAAAGGUAAAAUGCCGUUAGAUGAGAAAGAACUACCAAAAGAGAUAAACGGUAUUCCAGUUGAUGUGAGAGAGGGCUUCUUCCAAAACAGUACUUCAACUGCCGAUAAAUAUCAGAAGAAUCUACGUCUAGGGAGCCAGAUUUCAUCGAACGUAAAUGCGAAUGGUAUUGGAACACUCGGUGGAUUUGUAGAUCGAAAUGAAUACGGCUUGUGUGGUGUAACAUGCGCUCAUGUUGUUCUGAACGAAAGAGAAUUGCAUGAUCACAGGAGCGUAGAAAGAGUAAUAUGGGAAGAUGGAAAUCGAUAUAUAUACCAACCAGCAAAAAUUCGACCGAAAAAUCGAGUAGGUUCCUUGAAAGAAACCGUCUUUAGUUCCGGCAACAAUGACCGCCGCGAAGCUGGUGUUGACCUUGCUCUUUUUAAGAUUGAAGGCAGACACCCGGAUUCAGGUGAAUUUCCCGAAACAAGUGAAAACGUGCGCUACGAUACCGGGCGCCUUGUCAGAGAAUCUCAGUUGAAUCUUUACAACAGAAAAGUUCUAAAGUAUGGACAAACUACUGGCCGAACAGACGGUUACAUAGAGUUUAUUGGCACUGCUGUAAAAAGGAUUAAAUUUAGUCCGAAGAACACUGUAGAAAGCAAUGACUUCGACUAUAUUCUUUUUGACCAGCUUGAAAUACGGCCAGAUUUUGCACACGAUCGUUUCUCUGACGCUGGAGAUUCUGGAGCCUUAGUGUUUAAUGAAACCGUGAAUAAGGAGCUUGCUUGCGUUGGUAUGAUUGUGGGAAACGUAAUUGUCAAUGAUGGGACUAUACGUAGAGGAAACAGUAUUGUUACGCCCGUGUCAGCAAUCAUGAAUAAACUUGGUAUUUCUGAACUAAAAAGUUUUGUUUGGAACAGGAUUGAUAGUAUGGAAAAAAACAUUAGCAGAAUAGACAGACGCCUUUGGUUGUUAGAAAACAUGGACAUGCGCAUGAAAAACAUUGAAAAAAUGAUUCAAGCCUCUACCAGCAAACGUUAGAAUUUCACAGGUCAAGUCAAAAAAGGGAGAAUGUUGAUUGUACAGACGGUGAAGGCAAGAACAAAAUGUUUGCCAUGAAACAACGACUUAAAAAUAAUUGACUGUUCCUUGUCAAUCAAAUUAGUCAAGUUUUGGUACAGAGCUAUGAACUUUUAUUUUGAAAUAAUUGGUGAAUAGUGUUAUACAGUUGUUUUGUGCCGGUUUGCGGUUGGGGAGGCUGUGGUUUUAGAACGUGGCUUUCCCUGUAAUGUUUUCAUCCUUGUUUUGAUAACAUUAGGGCGUUAUUUUAUAGAUUGCAAAAAGAAUUUCAACUGAAUUGGACCUCAAAAAUGUAUCUGUCUGUCCGCCCGCACUUAGCUUGCACUUGUCCUUAUAAGCCCUGGAUGGAUUUCAGUAAACCUUUACUUGAAUAAUUCAUAUGAAAAUUAGUUGUGCACAUUUGGAUUAUUUUGGGGGAGUAAUGGUCCCUUAGCGUUUUAAUAUUUUUCCGGACAGUUUAAGUUUAAGGUCACACCGACGUUAUUAUAGGUAAUAUGGCGAUUUUCAAGCUUUGAUGGUGGAGGAAGACCUCAGGUGGCCCUACGUGCAUUAUUUCAUCACGAGCGGGUACCUGGGUAGAACCACCGACCUCGAACCCACAUCGAUUCCAAGUCCGCAAAAGAUUCGAAGUCAGUGACCUUAACCCUUCGGCCACGGACUACUCCUUUACUAUGGUUGAUUUUGAAUAAAACUUCAUAAAAUUAUCAGUAACAAGGAUAGUUGCGCAUAUUCUAUGGGUUUUACUUUGUUGGAUAUUAUCAUCCUUUUAUUUUUAUACAUAAAGGUAUAUUGUGAUUCUAAACCGCAGGAUGAUUGCGCGUCUACAUAUCCUGUGGACGUGUAUUCGAUCCCCGGGCUAGUUGUUACAAAACUGAAUACUGUUGAAAAACGGCGUUUAAACAAAAAACAAACAAACUAAUCAGAAUUGCAUAUUGUAUUUUCCUCUGUAACAGCUACAAGCUGGAAUGUUGCAGAAUAAUGCUGUGCCGGUGUAACCUGUAACAUUAAAUAUUGACCCCGUUGAAAAUUGACCCCAUUGAUCAAAACUUAAUGUUGAAAUGUUGGCGAGGUCAAUUCUCAACGUUGGAAAAACGACCUUUUGAUCAAUAUCUAAUGUUGAAAUGUUGACGGGGUCAAUUUGCAACGUUGAAAGAGGACCUUUUGAUCAAUAUCUAAUGUUGAAUGUUGACGGGGUCAAUUCUCAAGGUUAAAAAAGGAUCCAUGGGGUCUAUUUUCAACGGGGUCAGUAUUAAAUGUUACACCGGCGUGAUUUGGUUAGAUUGCAGUGUAGUCCAAAAUCAUUUGCAGUGAUCGAUAGCUGCUCAGGUAUAACAGAGAAAUGUAGCUCAAAUCAAAACAGAAAAUAUUUGGCAAUUACUUUGUGCAUGUUUUGCUAAGAAACAUUAAUUCGUCAAAUAGUAAUCAGGGUCGAACGUUAUUAUAGUUCGUUUAAAGGCAAAGAAAAUCUCCUAUAUAAGUGACCCCCCCUCCCAAAUACCAGACUUUUUAAUCCCCAAUAUACAAGAUCCUGUCUGGUCCAGUCUGUAGACUUGACAUGUAGCCUAAUUAUUGUCAGAGAAUCAUAAAUUUGAUUGCCUACAAAUAAAUUGGUUAUUUCCUGUGUUUUGCAUUUUAUUGAUUGAAUUGCUGUUUUUUUUUUCAGAAUGUACACAAAAUUAUUUUAAUUGAUAAUAUACUAAUUUUGAUUGUUCAGUCAUGUUGAGUAAUGUCCUGGCCAAUUAAAUUAUAACUCUUAUAGCAAAGUAAUUCUCACUCCUUAACAAUAAAAUAAUUAUGUAGACCUCAAUAAGAGAAAUUACAAGUUUGUUUAUUCAAUGAUUAUGAUCUUUUUAUCAAAGGUAACAAAAGAAAACCAGAAAAAAUGAUAAUUGCUGGAUUUUAUUAGAAAUUAAAGAAGCGUUCAGUUGCACUUUUAAUAGAUAAAAAAGGAAUAUGGACAGAAGGAUUUUAUAUAUUAAAAUGCAUAAUUCCCCUUGUCUUGUCUAAACAACGUUUCUUUUAUAUAUAAUAAAAUCCAGCAAUAAAGAUAUAUCAUUGUUCAAAAUACACAUAAUUUAUUAUUUCUAAAAGCUAUGUGCCUGAAUGCAUUUUUUUUUAUAUUUUUGAUAAAAAGAACAGCAAUAAUGAGAUGAAUUUGUUAAAAAACUUGAUUUAUUAAAAAUCUGAUAAAAACACUGUUGUAUCUUAUCACUUUGUUUAUUUAGCCCUAAUUCAAUCAAGCUUUCUAAACUCGUUAUAAAGGUGAGAACUGAUUUGCUACAAAGGUGAGAAAUAUCACCUGCAAUUUAUUUACUGCACAGUAGCUAUACAGUAGCUUAUUAUGAUAAACAGAAGCAAGUCUAUCAAUGGUCCAGACGUGUGUAUUGGCCCUUACCGCCAAUACGCAGACCUUAUCAUCCCCAUAG
Mercenaria mercenaria is the source of this 4402-nucleotide messenger RNA. RefSeq lists its product as uncharacterized. Lineage: Eukaryota; Metazoa; Mollusca; Bivalvia; Venerida; Veneridae. The annotation marks the transcript as partial. The transcript has 8 exons. The record is from RefSeq and is a predicted model, not a curated record.